CAGCGAAGAAACCAGCAGCAGAAGCAGCAACAAGAGCUGCUGAAGUUGCAGGAGCAGCAGCAGCAGCAGCAGCACCAGCAGCAGCAGCAACGACGCCGCAGCGCCAAGGCAGCAGCAGCAGAAGCAGCAGCAGCAACGACAGCAGCAACAACAGCAACACGAGCAGGAACGACAGUAGCAUCAACAAGAGCAACAGCAACAGCAGCAGCAACAACAGCCACAGCAACAGCAGCAACAGCAGCAACAGCAGUAGCAACAGCAGAAGGGGCACGAGCAACAGCAGUAGCAAGAACUAACAGGGGCAGCAGCAACACCAGCAGCAGCAACAUCAGCAGCAGCAACACCAGCAACACCAGCAGCAGCAGCAACAGCAACACCAGCAGCAGCGACUACAGCAGCAGCAACAGCAGCAACACCAGCAGCAACAGCAACAGCAGCAGCAGCAGCAGCAGCAAGCUGCACCUUUGUGCAAAAGCUGCCCAAGACUCGAAGCCUCUGCCGCGGGCCAGUUUUUGCCUGAGGGCCAAAAGAUGA
Eimeria tenella is the source of this 534-nucleotide messenger RNA. RefSeq lists its product as uncharacterized. The annotation marks the transcript as partial. Lineage: Eukaryota; Apicomplexa; Conoidasida; Eucoccidiorida; Eimeriidae. The transcript has a single exon. The record is from RefSeq and is a predicted model, not a curated record.